CAAAGUUCCUUGUGUUUAGUUUCAACUUUCAACUACUUUACAACUAUAGAACCAUAAAUUCUGUGAUUGUCAAAUUUGUUGCUCCUAAAUCUGCUCAAUUAUUAUUUACUUCCAAAUUUUGUAUUUUGUCUUGCCUGUACAGGUGAAAUUAUAUAAAGUUGUCUCCAACAGCUCAUACACUUAUAAUAUUGGUUGUGUCUAUGUCAGUUAAUUUACUUCUGAAUCUUAUUUGCAAGGCAGAUUGCUGGGACUUUCAAUCCAUUUGUUAGUUAUAAUUUAUAUGCACUCUGUUAAUGCCAUGGUUCUAUGUUUUAGCUUUCAGUUGGAUUCUAGGUAGAUUUAAAUGUGGAACUAAUUUGAUAAAUCUUGAGGGUAGUUUGUGAAACAGAAGUUUUAGUUAUAAUUUAAUAAUCUAUGUGUUGCAUCAGUGCAUCACUACAUUAAAAUAAUUAUACAGCCAAAACAAUGAUUAAGUGAUGCGGGAGAUGAAAGAGAAUUAUUAUUUAAUAUUAUUUAUGUUUGCAAGUCAAUUGUAUUUUUAUGUUUUAGGUCCUAGUAGUUUAUUGGGCUUUUAGUAUUUUAAUUUAGAAGUAAGGGUAUUUUUGUAAUAAGGCAAUUAGGGUUUCCUAGCCAAUUAGAACUAGGGUUUAGUAAUCCUUUAUAAGCAACCUAUUGUACUCCUUGAGGAGACAGUUGAUAUUUUGAUGAAUGAAAACAAUGGCCGUUUGGUCUUUCUUUGGUCUGGUGCUGACUCCUAGGUCAUAUCUUUUAUUUUUCCGUUAUUUCAAUUUUGUUCUAGUUGUCCUGCGUCAGUUUUGGUAUCAGAGCAAACACCGAUCUGUUGAAGCAUCACCACUGCAGGAAAGAGCUAGAAAAUAUCACCAAAAAAAAAAAAAAAAAAACCAGAUUUUGAAGCCAACCAGAAACCUCUAGUCCAGAACCCACAAUCAAGUUUCCAAAUCCCUUGCAACCACAAAGAGAGAAAAAAAACCACGUCAAGACCCAUCGGCAACCUCGACUCACCACCGUUGAGAUUGACCCACCAGCCGCCGAAACCCACAUACCAGCACUUAGCCGCCGCCGACCCAUCAGCCACCGCCGCCGAAAGCAUCUUCACCUUCAACUACCGCCGCUGAGGACGUUGACCACCACCGAUGCCAAGACCCAAGACAUCGCGCCGCCACUCCUCUACGAUUCAAGCCGCUGCUGUCUUCCCUGUCUUCGCGCCACCACAGCCGUCGAUCCCUAGCACCGCGUCCAUCACCAAGCCUCUUUUCAGUUUAGAGAAUGUUGUCUCUUUUCGUUCCUAUGGUUUCCUUUUUUUUUUAAAGUCUGUCCUGUAGUUUGCGUUCUUUUUAAGUCUAUUGUUUGCUUUCUUUAAGUCUGUAGUUCCUUAAGUCCAGCAGUGUAUUUUAUUAUUUUGCAAAAAAAAAAAAAAAAAAAAAAACCAAGCAGAGUCCAGGCCUGUGACAGACCAGUCCAAGCUCAGUUCCAGCACUACCUGUCCAGAGAACAUCACAGCAGCCCAGGUUCUUGUUCCAGCUCCAAACUAUUUUUUGACGCAUUAUUUUAGAGAAUCAUGGAAAUAUUAGAAGCACCUUAUUUUGAUGGUUAUGAAGCUUAUCCACGAGAUUUUAUCAACUGGAUGAAUGGGAUGGAGCAAUUCUUUGAGCGGGCAAAUUUUGCAGAUAACAUAAAGGUUAGGUAUGCCAAGUCGAAGUUAAUAGGUAAAGCACAGAGGUUUUGGGAGAAUCUUGAACGUUUCCGUUAUAUGGAUUAUGAACCUGCCAUUACUGUGUGGGAAGAUAUGAAAGAAAGGCUUUGUGAUGAGUACUUGUCACCAUACUAUCGAGCUAAGUAUCUACCCCGAUCUCAGUGUGGUACUUUUCAAGUUGAAGCAAAUGCGAUGACUCCUCAUCCUCAUCCCAUAUCAUGUCCUCAAUGCACUUUUGAACAAUCUACCAAGAAAUUAUCUACCAGGAAAGUAACGGAAUUAACUGUAAAGCUCAUGAAAGAGAUUCAAGACAGGACUGCUCAGAUGAAGCAAAUGAAGACUCAACCCGAUUCAAUUGGGAAACCAAAGAUAAUUGAUCAUAAUGAACUUAUUACUACCCCCAUAGAAGAGAACAUUGAUGGUGAUAUCUUGGUCGUGGAGAAUCCUCCAGCAACACCAAAGCCUAAUGUUGACAUAGACGUACAUGCUUCGACAAGUGUUGCUUUAACAAGCGUGCAAGGAAAUGAAUCUAUUGAAGAACAGCAAGGUGAAAAGAUGGCGCCUAAAGAGAGUAUUAUGUUAGAGGGUGCACAUGAUGUGAAAGUUGAAGUUGUUGAAUGUGCUUCUAAUCAACCCUCCACAGUCCUUGAAGAUCUACAUCUUGGUGAAGUCGAAGAGGUUGAAACCAAAGUGCUUCCUAUGACUCAUAAGGUUCAAGAAGAGAUUAUACUGAUUCCACACAUUGAUUUUGUUAUUCCAAAUGAGUUUGAUGCGGUGCAAUUCAAGGUUUUUCUUUUCCCUAUGCUCUCUAAGGUGAUUUCAAACUUGAAGCAAGUGUUGUUUGUCAGCAUCCUAAUCCUUCAAUGCUUUAAAACUCGAGGUCGAGUUUUCUCCAACCAGAGGAGAAUGAUGCGGGAGAUGAAAGAGAAUUAUUAUUUAAUAUUAUUUAUGUUUGCAAGUCAAUUGUAUUUUUAUGUUUUAGGUCCUAGUAGUUUAUUGGGCUUUUAGUAUUUUAAUUUAGAAGUAAGGUUAUUUUUGUAAUAAGGCAAUUAGGGUUUCCUAGCCAGCAAGGGUAUUUUUGUAAUAAGGCAAUUAGGGUUUCCUGCCAAUUAGAACUAGGGUUUAGUAAUCCUUUAUAAGCAACCUAUUGUACUCCUUGAGGAGACAGUUGAUAUUUUGAUGAAUGAAAACAAUGGCCGUUUGGUCUUUCUUUGGUCUGGUGCUGACUCUAGGUCUACCCUAGGUGCUGACUCCUAGUGGUUUCCCCGCUUGGUGUUGACUCCAAGCAAGGCCUAGGUGCUGACUCCUAGGUCAUAUCUUUUA
Molecule: messenger RNA, 3037 nt
Organism: Quercus robur (English oak)
Lineage: Eukaryota; Viridiplantae; Streptophyta; Magnoliopsida; Fagales; Fagaceae
Exons: 2
Coding region: 1580-2722 (380 amino acids)
Source: RefSeq, a predicted model, not a curated record